This is a messenger RNA of Megalobrama amblycephala (Wuchang bream), 3379 nucleotides long. Its product is annotated as NACHT, LRR and PYD domains-containing protein 3-like. Bases 236 to 3379 code for a protein of 1047 amino acids. The transcript has 9 exons. Gene Ontology annotation, molecular function: protein binding. NCBI's taxonomy places the organism in Eukaryota, Metazoa, Chordata, Actinopteri, Cypriniformes, Xenocyprididae. The record is from RefSeq and is a predicted model, not a curated record.
UUGUCUUUUGAGACACUCGUCUCUUUUACAAUGUAAUAGUAAAAAUAUUAUUAUAAGUGUGUGUGUGUGUGUGUGUGUGUGUGUGUUUGUGUGUGUGUGUGUUGACUUCUGACUAUAGGAAGUGGUUUUUACAAAAGUUUCUCUCUUACCAGAGCUGCCGGUAAAGUCAACAGUUUCAGAUGAGGAAAUAGAACGAUCUACAAAUAUUAUUUGAGAAGCGAGCCAGUGAUAGAAGAUGACGUCAGAGCACCUUCUGGACACACUGGAUGCUUUAGACAGUGAAAAACUGAAGAGGUUUAAAUGGCACUUAAAGCAAGAUGCUCAUGUUUCAGCUGCCGAUCUAGAGAGUGCCGAUGCCAUUGACACAGUGGAUCUGAUGAUGGCAUGUUGUGGACCAGAAAGAGCUGUGAAGAUCACACUGAGCAUCUUGAGAAAAAUGAGACAAAACCAUCUAGCAGAAGAGUUAGAGAAUGAAACCAAAGUUCACAAAGCUCCAGUCCUGAUGAGCAGCAGUGCUCAGACUGGAGUCAGUGUUGAUGUGAAAGCUGAAACAGGUGCAAGUGUAAAUGCUCCUGUAUUGACUGGAAACACCAUGACAGGACAAGUAAUCAUUUAUGGCUCAAAUGCUGCAGGAAAUGAUCAACACACAUGCUCAGAGACAGCAGAGAAACACACAGAAAAACAAGAAAUUUUAAGGCUGCAAAAAUUCUUGGAAAAUCACAAAACCAACAUGAAGAAGAAAGCAGAACAUAUUUUUGAGGGCAAGAAAGAAAAUAAAGCACAUCUCAAGGAUAUUUACACAGAACUCUUCAUCACAGAGGGAGAUAUUGAAGACGUCAAUCAGGAACAUGAGAUUCUGAAGAUUGAUGAUGCUUUCAAGAACAAAAAAACACAGGGCAAACCAAUAAAAUGCAAUGAUAUGUUUCGUUUAUUGAGGGAAAACAGUGAGAAGAACAUUGUGCUGACCAAGGGCAUCGCUGGCAUUGGAAAAACUGUUUCUGUGUACAAGUUCAUCCUGGACUGGGCAGAAGGAAAAGACAAUCAAGACAUACACUGUGUGUUCCUGCUUCCAUUUCGAGAGAUUAACAUGCUGAAAAACAGAGAGGUCAAUCUCAAUGAGUUUCUACAGGUUUUUUAUCCGGAACUUAAGGAAUUGGACAAAUCAAAGUUAUAUGCUAAACGUAAUCUGUUUAUAUUUGAUGGACUUGAUGAGAGUCGACUUCCUAUUAACUUUAAAAGUGGAAUUCUGGCGAGUUUUGAGGAAAGAUCAUCUGUAGAUGUGCUGUUUACAAAUCUGGUUAAGGGAACACUGUUUCCCUCAGCUCUUGUCUGGGUGACCUCACGACCAGCAGCAGCCAAUCAGAUUCAUCCUCAGUAUGUAGGUUUGUUCACAGAGGUGCGAGGAUUCAGCGAUGAACAGAAGGAGGAGUACUUCAGAAAGAGAAUAAAAGAUGAGACUCAGGCCUCCAGAAUCAUCUCACACAUUAAGACAUCUCGUAGUCUGUACAUCAUGUGCCACAUUCCUGUGUUCUGCUGGAUCACGGCCAAAGUACUCCAAAAUAUUCUCAUCAAGAACAAUGCAGAGAACAUCAGCACAACACUCACUGAAAUGUACAUUCACUUCCUGCUGAUACAGAUGAACAUGAAGAACCAGAAGUACGAUGAACAAGAAGAAAGACGACGUACAAAGCUCUUACAUUCAAAUAGAGAAAUGAUUCUGAAGUUAGCAAAGCUAGCGUUUGAACAGCUGAAGAGAGAAAGCAUUGUGUUCUAUGAGAAAGAUCUGGAAGAAUGUGGUAUUGAUGUGGAUGUAGUCACUGAGUUCACAGGAAUGCUCGCUGAGAUCUUUAUGUUGGAAGAUGGACUUCAUGAAACUAAGGUCUUCUGCUUUGUGCAUCUGAGUGUUCAAGAGUUCCUUGCUGCAGUGCAUGUUUUCCUCUGUUACCUGAACAAGAACAUGCAGGAGCUUCAGUUUUUCUUUGAUAAGCCCAAAGAACAUAUUACAUUGCAGGAGCUACUGCAGAAGGCUGUUGAUAAAGCUAUGAAGAGUCAGAGAGGACAUCUGGACCUGUUCCUGCGGUUUCUGAUGGGAAUUUCACUGAAAUCCAGUCAAAACUUGCUCCAAGGCCUGAUCACACACACUGAAGACACCACAGAGAGCAUCACAAAAACAAGUGAAUAUAUUAAAAGAGUACAAGAUGGGCACUUUAUCUCAGAUGAAGCUUCAGUCAACCUAUUUUACUGCUUACUUGAGCUCAAGGACCAUUCAUUAUAUGAGGAAAUCCAGAGAUACCUCAGUUCAGAUGCACAUCCAGGAAGAGAACUCUCAUCUUCAAUGUGCACAGUGCUGACCUAUGUGCUGCUGAUGUCAGAGAAGGUGCUAGAUGAGUUCAACCCAAAGAUGUUCACGUCAUCUUCAAACUACACAAGACUCGUUUCUGCUGUGGGACACUGCAGAAAAGCCUUAUUUAAUGGCUGUGAUCUCUCUGAUCGGCACUGUGAAAGUUUGUCUAAAGCUCUACAAUCAUCAAACUCUCAUCUGAGAGAGAUGGAUCUGAGUAACAAUCUCCUGAAGGAUUCUGGGGUCAGAAUACUUUCGACUGGACUGAGAAGUUCACACUGUCAACUGAACAUACUGAGAUUGUCUGGCUGUAUGGUGACAGAAGAAGGCUGUAGUUAUGUGUCUUCAGCUCUGAGUUCAAACCCCUCACACCUGAGAGAGCUGGAUCUGAGCUACAAUUACCCAGGAGAUUCAGGAGUCAAGCUACUCUCUGAUACACUCAACCAUCCAAACUACAGACUGGACAAACUCAAUGUGGAUCAUGGAGGAGAGUUCAGGAUUACAGCAGGUCCACGAAAAUAUGCCUGUUUUUUCACACUGGAUCCAAGCACAGCAAACACUGAACUCAUUCUGUCUGAGGGGAACAGAAAGGUGACAUGUGUGCAAGAGGAUAUGCUGUAUAUUCAUCAUGCAGUGAGAUAUUCUGGUACUCCGGUGUUGUGUAGAGAGAGUGUGUGUGGACAGUGUUACUGGGAGCUUGAGUGGAGUGGACGUGUGUUAAUAUCAGUGUCAUAUAAGAGCAUCAGCAGGAAGGGAUGGGGUAAUGAGUGUGUGUUUGGAUCUAAUGAUCAGUCCUGGAGUUUGUUCUGUUCUAUCUUCGGUUCCUCAUUCAGACACAAUAGCAUAGUGACUAAACUCACUGUAAAGUCCAUCAGCAGUAGAAUAGGAGUGUAUGUGGAUCACAGUGCAGGAACUCUGUCCUUCUACAGCGUCUCUGGAGACACAGUGAGCCUCAUCCACACAGUCCAGACCACAUUCACUCAACCGCUCUAUCCUGGGUUUGAGGUUUUUCCUGAAUCAUCAGUGAAACUGUGUUGA